UGCUUAUGUUUUUUGCUACUGGUGCAAUCAAGAAAAAAAAAAGUUUUUUUGCUAUGGCCGUUGGCCGUUGCAUUAAAUUGAGUUCAUUUCGGUGGAUAUCCGGGAAUUGUUUUUUCAUUUGAUGUAAUAUAUGUUGAUAUAUCUUUCACACAACUUUCAACGUGUGAGAAUUAUUCGACCAUUCUUCACAAAUUUUCUAGCUGUUUUAAAAAAAUAGUGUCAAAAUACUCAAGGCACUGUUUCAACGAUCGUUCUCUUAUCCUCAGCAUUCAGCAAUGCUUUCAGUAUGGUAAUUCAACGCGUAAUGGGUUGGCAAUGGAUUUAAACCAAAUCCAGUUAGCUUUACGCUGUUGUGGACGCUUUCAAGCUAUCAAACAUGCCAAAUCACUCCACUCUCUUAUAAUAAAACUUGGCCUCUCAAAUCACAUUUUUCUCCUUAAUAGCAUCAUCUCUGUCUACGCAAAGUGUUCCCGAUUCGAUGAUGCACGAACCCUUUUCGACGAAAUGCCUCACAGGAACAUAGUUUCUUUCACAACAAUGGUCUCUGCAUUCACCAAUUCUGGGAGACCCCACGAGGCUCUUACACUCUACAACCACAUGCUGGAAUCCAAAACCGUGCAACCCAAUCAGUUUUUGUACUCUGCGGUUCUCAAGGCAUGUGGUCUCGUGGGUGAUGUUGAAUUGGGCAUGUUGGUCCACCAACAUGUAUCUGAAGCUAGGUUAGAGUUUGACACUGUUCUGAUGAAUGCCCUCUUGGACAUGUACGUCAAAUGUGGGAGCUUGAUGGAUGCCAAACGAGUUUUCCAUGAAAUCCCGUGUAAAAAUUCUACUUCAUGGAACACCCUCAUUCUUGGACAUGCUAAACAGGGUCUGAUGAGAGAUGCGUUUAAUCUGUUUGAUCAAAUGCCAGAACCAGACCUUGUGUCUUGGAAUAGCAUCAUUGCUGGUCUUGCAGAUAAUGCUAGCCCCCAUGCAUUGCAAUUUCUUUCUAUGAUGCAUGGGAAGGGCCUUAAACUUGAUGCGUUCACAUUCCCAUGUGCCCUCAAAGCAUGCGGUCUUCUUGGCGAGUUAACCAUGGGGAGACAGAUUCAUUGUUGUAUUAUAAAGUCUGGGCUUGAGUGUAGCUGUUAUUGUAUAUCAUCAUUGAUUGAUAUGUAUUCGAAUUGCAAGCUAUUAGAUGAAGCAAUGAAGAUAUUUGAUAAGAACUCUCCUCUUGCUGAAAGCUUGGCAGUAUGGAAUUCUAUGCUUUCUGGGUAUGUUGCCAAUGGGGAUUGGUGGAGGGCACUCGGUAUGAUUGCUUGUAUGCAUCAUUCUGGUGCACAGUUUGAUUCCUAUACCUUUAGUAUUGCUUUAAAGGUCUGCAUCUAUUUUGAUAACUUGAGGUUGGCAUCUCAAGUGCAUGGAUUGAUCAUCACCCGUGGCUAUGAGUUGGAUCAUGUUGUUGGAAGCAUUCUUAUUGAUCUAUAUGCAAAACAGGGCAAUAUUAACAGUGCAUUAAGAUUGUUUGAAAGGUUGCCAAAUAAAGAUGUUGUGGCUUGGUCUAGUUUGAUUGUUGGUUGUGCUAGACUUGGUUUGGGAACAUUAGUUUUUUCCCUCUUUAUGGAUAUGGUUCAUUUGGAUCUUGAGAUUGAUCAUUUUGUCCUAUCAAUUGUUCUGAAAGUUUCUUCAAGUUUGGCAUCUCUUCAAAGUGGCAAGCAAAUUCAUUCUUUCUGUCUUAAGAAGGGGUAUGAAUCAGAGAGAGUUAUUACAACUGCUCUUACUGAUAUGUAUGCAAAAUGUGGUGAGAUUGAGGAUGCCUUAGCUUUAUUUGACUGUCUUUAUGAAAUAGAUACCAUGAGUUGGACCGGGAUUAUUGUUGGAUGUGCACAAAAUGGAAGAGCAGACAAGGCAAUUAGUAUUCUGCAUAAGAUGAUAGAAUCAGGUACAAAGCCAAACAAAAUCACCAUUCUAGGUGUUCUUACUGCAUGUAGACAUGCAGGCCUAGUUGAAGAGGCAUGGACUAUAUUUAAGUCUAUUGAAACAGAGCAUGGAUUGACACCAUGCCCAGAACAUUACAAUUGUAUGGUUGAUAUAUUUGCUAAGGCAGGACGUUUUAAAGAAGCAAGAAACUUGAUUAAUGAUAUGCCAUUUAAGCCUGACAAAACCAUAUGGUGCUCCUUGCUUGAUGCCUGUGGAACUUACAAGAAUCGACAUCUUGCAAAUAUUGUUGCUGAGCAUCUUCUUGCUACCUCACCAGAAGAUGCUUCAGUAUAUAUAAUGCUGUCAAAUGUUUAUGCAUCACUUGGAAUGUGGGAUAAUUUAAGCAAAGUACGAGAAGCUGUAAGAAAAGUAGGUAUAAAAGGAGCUGGAAAAAGCUGGAUCGAGAUAUGUAAAUAAGAUAUUUCCUGACAAGUCACUGAUCGAUCCAACUUAUAAGGAAUGAUAUGUGAUUGAAAUUUGUACCGUGAAACAGUCUUUAUGUUUUGGUGACUGCCAGUUCAAUUUGAAGGUAAAAGCGCAGAAGUGUCAAAUUUUAAAGGACAUCUAGAUGGAAGAUACUACAGUGCUACACCAAAGAAUACACAAUUAAGUAUAUGCAGCCGUUCAAUUCGAUAUGCUUUCAAUACUUGCUAUGAGGUUUCACACAUUCAAUGUUUGCCUCCACCAACAAAAAGGUACAAACUAAAAAAGGCUUAGCCGUGAUUGGAACUAUAUCAUGCACCAAUUUGGUCUUUCCAAGCCAUAGAAGUGAACUGAAUAUCUGCUUGGUAAUAGUUGCAAUUUACAAAGCUUGAACAAGUGGGGGCACCUAAAUUAGGAGAGCACAGUGUUCUUGGGAAGCCACUUAGCAAGUGCAACAGUACAGUCCAAACCAUAUGAACCUGAGUACCUGACCCAUCAUGAGCACUAUGCAAACACUGGGGACAUGGGUGGGUCCCACUAGGAGAAGAGAAGAUUAAAAUGGUGAACCCCACCUCCUCAUCUCAUCAUCACUCACAGUCACUGAAUGCUUCCUGCAUAAGGCCGACUAAUUGCUGUUGUGCAACGUCUCCACCGUGCAUGCUAGUGGCACUGGCAGUGUCUUAAAUUACAUGGAAUUUAAUUUUUGAAGCCUUCCAUGGAAUUGGAAUUUAUUCUCAUGCCAUGUUUAUUUCUUUCUCAA
Molecule: messenger RNA, 3142 nt
Organism: Glycine soja
Lineage: Eukaryota; Viridiplantae; Streptophyta; Magnoliopsida; Fabales; Fabaceae
Product: pentatricopeptide repeat-containing protein At4g08210
Exons: 2
Coding region: 316-2376 (686 amino acids)
Biological process (GO): RNA modification
Molecular function (GO): RNA binding; protein binding
Source: RefSeq, a predicted model, not a curated record